Molecule: messenger RNA, 594 nt
Organism: Mycetomoellerius zeteki
Lineage: Eukaryota; Metazoa; Arthropoda; Insecta; Hymenoptera; Formicidae
Exons: 2
Coding region: 22-594 (190 amino acids)
Source: RefSeq, a predicted model, not a curated record
UUUAUAUCGAUGGACUGAUACAUGUGUUAUCUCUUUAUUACGAACGUAUCAAGAAAUGGAAAAAAAAUUUACUGGGGAAAGAUUUCACACAAGAAGUGUUGGGAACAGAUUGUGAAAAUUAUGAAAGAUAAGGGAUAUAAUAUAACAGGCCCUCAAUGUUCCUCAAAAUUAAGAAGUUUAAAGAAGACAUACAAAUCAAUAAAAGAUCACAACGCCAAAUCUGGCAACGAACGACGAAUUUGGCAGCAUUAUGAGAUUAUGGAAGAAAUAUUUUCCAAGAAAGCUUGGUGUAAUCCAGUAACGCUUGCUUCGUCUACGGGAUUAUCUGUAAAGAAUACAGACAAUGAAAAUUCUACAGCUUCGUCAUCGGAAAUGUCAUAUACUAGUGAUCUUAGUCUGCUUAAUGAUGAUUUAGUAAAUAAAGAAAACAUUUCAAGUAAUACAAAAACUUCGCGACAGUCCACGACUGGUCUUCUUCAAAAAAGACUGGCUCAAAAAGAAACGCAUGAACAAAAGCGACAAAAACGCCAUGAACAAAGAAUGGAGAUGGAACAAAAAUUAAUUGAUACUCUUGCUCAAUAUUUGAAUAAGUGA